UGGCGAGAAUUGAAAGACGCUUCCAGAGAGAUCAUCUCCGUUAAACCCUAGAGAUUGGAAUACAGAUAUACACCAAAUGGCUUUCUUAAGUAAAGUUGGAAGGAUAUUUAGUCAGACCAGCAGCCAUGUCACUGCCUCUAGCUCAAUGCUACAGAGCAUCCGCUGCAUGUCUUCAUCAAAAAUCUUUGUUGGAGGUAUCUCCUACAGCACUGAUGAGUUUGGCUUAAGAGAAGCUUUUAGCAAAUAUGGAGAAGUUGUUGAUGCAAAGAUUAUUGUGGACCGUGAAACAGGCAGAUCUAGGGGCUUUGCUUUCGUAACAUUUACUUCCACUGAGGAGGCUAGUAAUGCCAUGCAAUUGGAUGGACAGGACCUUCAUGGUCGAAGAAUUAGGGUGAAUUAUGCAACUGAAAGAGGAAGUGGAUUUGGAGGAAGGGGAUUCGGGGGUCCUGGUGGUGGUUACGGUGCUUCAGACGGUGGUUAUGGUGCUCCAGCUGGUGGUUAUGGAGGCGGUUAUGGAGGCAACUCUUCGUAUGGUGGAAAUGCUGGGGGUGGUGGUGGUUAUGGCGGUAACUCUUCGUAUGGUGGAAAUGCUGGGGGUGGUGGUGGUUAUGGAGGUAACCCUCCUUAUAGUGGCAAUGCUGUUGGUGGUGGUGGUGGUUAUGGAAGCAAUCUUGGCAGUGGUGGCGGAUAUGGUGUUGUGGGUGGUGUUGGUGGAAGUGACAACUUUGCCCAAGGCAGUUCCUCAAAUGCUGGCUUUGAUAACAAGUUUGGCAGCAACCAACCAUUAGGCAAUGAUACGGAUCAUCAGCUUGAUAGCGGUUUCGGCGGUGAUGAACAAUUUGGUGGCAGUGACAAUCAAUUUGGUGAUGCAGAGAACGGUAAAACAGAGAAUGGUCCAGAUGGGUUUGAUCAGACUGACGAUGGCGAUGUUGCCAAGAGAGCCUAGUCUCCACGAUCUUGCGCAGUGUACGUUUGCGUCUUGGAACUUUUGUUUUGUGGUUUCAGUCUAAACUUAUGGAAGUUUCUUAAUCUCUAUUUAACGUUCGAGGUUGUUUAUCAUGUAGAGACCUCUUUAGUUGGUCGGUUUUCUUUAUGUUUUCUAACAUUUGAGGCCAAUAAAUAAAAACUGUAAUAACUU
Messenger RNA from Arabidopsis arenosa, 1138 nucleotides. NCBI's taxonomy places the organism in Eukaryota, Viridiplantae, Streptophyta, Magnoliopsida, Brassicales, Brassicaceae. The record is from the annotation of a GenBank genome assembly.